CCAACCAAGUUUUUGGUCUUUAUCGGUGGAAGCUUGGAUAAGCCUCCAGAAGGCUCCCAAAAGCCUCAUUUGGUUUUCCUAUGCCUUCCUCUUCCACCUCCAUCCUUUUCUUCCUCCUUUCUCCAACCAAGGUUAAGGUGCUUUUGUUAGGAAUUAUAAGUAAAUUGUAUUAUUUUGCGAAUUACUGUUCAUGAUUACUGUUCACGAUUACUGUUCACGCAUUAUGCUUUGAUCUCUUCCAAUAGGGAGUCCUAAUAUUAUUUUGGACAUAUUAUGAAUUUGUUUGACAUGCGUAUGUGUUUGUGGCUAUGGAGUAAGUGGACCUAAGCUUAAAGCUUGGGGUAUUCAGUGGACCCUUCGGGGUAUUUAGUGGACCUCUGCGCAGUAGGGUUAGUACCAUGAUUAGCUCCGGUACAGUGUUGCUAGCACACCUUAGUGGACUUCAUAGCAUUGUGUGAUUUUCGAUUUUAUGCAUUGCGCUUGUGACAUCAUAUUUGUGAGCAUAUGAUUUUAGUAUAUGAAUUCAAUUUAGACAUUGUGCUUAUGAUUUGAGAAUUAUAAUAUUAUGUGAUUUGAUUCGGUUGUGUCUUAUGCUCUUUGUGUGGAGAGGUCUAAGGGUCUUAGAACCCAAGUUUAUAUCUUAAGCUUAUUACUUACUGGGCUGUGACCUCAUAAAAUCCCCCCCCCAUUUCAGAUCAGUAGAUUGAGGUAGCAGCAUCUCGGUUUAUGAGCUUUUGGCACGGGACUCGCAUGCUCGUUGUAUGUACAAGCUAGGGCCUCGUGUUUUCGAUAGGGAGGCAGAUCGAUGUCUUACCAAAACCAUGACUCAGCUUUUGUUUUUUUUUUUGGAAAGCUUUGGAGAAGAAAUUUGCCUCAUAAAAUUUUUGUGUAAAUUAGCUUUAUGUAUAAAACUUUUAAAUUAAUUGUAAAUGAGUUU
Messenger RNA from Rubroshorea leprosula, 937 nucleotides. NCBI's taxonomy places the organism in Eukaryota, Viridiplantae, Streptophyta, Magnoliopsida, Malvales, Dipterocarpaceae. The record is from the annotation of a GenBank genome assembly.